UCCUCCAGGCUACCCGCAUUCUACGACAUCCCCCCAGCGCACGACCCCCUCCUCCACCUCCUCACAACCUCCAUAAUGAAAAACGGGCGUUACUCCAAAGCAGCCAAAAUCACAUCCGACACCCUGCUCUACAUCCACACCUACACGCGCGCACCCGCCCUUCCCAUCUUACGCUCUGCGAUCCUAAUGGCGUCUCCGGCGGUAAGGAACGUCAGGUUUAAGUCGGGGUCAAAGAGUCAAGUGAGGCCUUAUCCGUUGAAUGAGCGGCAGAGGUCGAAGAAGGGGAUUGAUUGGUUGUUGGCGGAGGUUAAGGGGAAGAUGAGUGGAAGGACGUUACAGGAACGACUUGCGAGGGAGGUUAUUGCGAUUGUUAGAGGGGAUAGUCCGGUGCUGAAGUUGAGGGAGGAUGCGCAUAAGCUGGCUAUGGUUAAUAGG
Laccaria bicolor S238N-H82 is the source of this 435-nucleotide messenger RNA. RefSeq lists its product as uncharacterized. Gene Ontology annotation, biological process: ribosomal small subunit assembly; translation. Gene Ontology annotation, molecular function: structural constituent of ribosome; mRNA binding; rRNA binding. The transcript has a single exon. Lineage: Eukaryota; Fungi; Basidiomycota; Agaricomycetes; Agaricales; Hydnangiaceae. The record is from RefSeq and is a predicted model, not a curated record. The annotation marks the transcript as partial. Gene Ontology annotation, cellular component: ribosome.